AUGAUAGCGGGUGUAGAAGAUGAUAAAAAAUCUCCGACGUCCAACAGACGUUUAACCCCACACACAACACGGGCGGUUCCAAAGAGAAACAAGAAUAUGGCGAAUGAUAACUCAAUGGAGGCAUCGAAGGCGAUAGAGCACAUGAGGGAAUGGAUAAAUUCCCAGCCACACUUACCUAAAGACAUAGAGGACUUCCUGCUUCUUCGAUUCGCGCACAGCUGCUAUUAUGAUCUGGAAAGGGCAAAGGUCGCGGCGGAUCUAUUUUUUACACUCAGAGCGGAAAGCACAUCAUUGCUAAAAGACAGAGAUCCGAUGUCACCGCAUAUGCAAAAGAUUUUGAGCAUUGUAAAUAUCGGGUUUCUCAAGUUGCCUGGAAAGCGAAACAUUUGGCUGUACCAAAUCAACGACCCCGGUUUAGAUGUUUAUGAGUAUUUACUCGACGUGAAACUUUUCUACACUUCGACAGACGCCUGGUUGCUAGAGAACGAUGAGCUAGAAGAAUCUGACGUCGUUGUGUUGGACGUCAAAGACAUAUCACUGAAGUUUCUAACAAAAUAUAACGUGUCGGUAGCGAGAAAACUGGCCAAGUAUCAAGAGGAAGCUAUACCGAUUAGACUGAAGCAGGUACACAUAGUCAAUGCGCCGCCCUUCAUAGACAAAAUAUACGGCCUUAUGAAGCCAUUCUUAAAAAAGGAAUUAACUGAAAUGAUUUAUUUUCACUCUCCCAAGUCACAAACUUUGUAUAAAUACGUGAAUAAAGAUGAAUUACCAGCUGACUAUGGUGGAGCAAUGCCUAAAAUGGAGGAUCUAAAUAAAAGUGUAGUACAGCUUAUAAUGAAACACAGGGAUCUUAUUAAUGAGAAACUUUGGGUGGCUGUGGAUAAGAAAUCGAAAAAUAAAGAAAAGGUUUCGGUCGAAUCGCCGUCAUUCCGUUCGCUCGCCAUUGAU
Messenger RNA from Iphiclides podalirius (scarce swallowtail), 948 nucleotides. Lineage: Eukaryota; Metazoa; Arthropoda; Insecta; Lepidoptera; Papilionidae. The record is from the annotation of a GenBank genome assembly.